AGGGAUCAUCCUGUUUCCUGAGGAUUCACAGGCAUCCUCACGCUAUACACUACCUUUAAAUGGCUGUUAAGAGAUUUACGACGGAAUUUAAAUUAUCUUUAAGAUUUACUUUUAAAAAUUAGAAAAAAUUCAACAAGUUUUGUAAAAUGGUUUCGACAGUGUCUACUAGAGGCAUAAAAUUUAAAUUUAGUGAAGGAGAGCGUGUUUUGUGUUUUGAACCUGAUCCGACAAAAGCAAGAGUUUUAUAUGAAUCAAAAGUACUUGAACUUGUUGUUAGUAGGGAUGAAAGAGGAAGGAAAGUUCCAGAAUAUCUUAUCCACUUCCUUGGUUGGAAUAGCAGUUGGGAUCGAUGUGUAAGAGAAGAAUUUAUCUUGCCAUUUACAGAAGAAAACAUUGAACUUCAAGCUAAUUUAGCUACUGAAGCUGCUCUUACUAUUAAAGGAAAACGCAAAAUGAAAUUACCUCCUCUUAUCAAAGAAACUCUUGCCAAAAAGCAAUGUGCAGAAGAAGAAAAACAAAAACCUGAAAAACAUGAGAAUUCUGCAGAUUCAAGUUCUGAAACAAAUUCUUCAGAUGAAGAAUAUGAAAAAGAAGUCAUAAUUAACAUUCCAGAUGUAUUGAAACGACUGCUAGAUGAAGAUUUUGUAUAUAUAACUCAAAAAGAUAAGUUGGUGAAAUUACCCUGUAGACCAAAUAUUAUUGCUAUUUUAGAAGCAUAUGUUAAGCAUUUAGCAGCCAAAUUAAUCUGUGCCUCACCACCUAAAAACUCAAAGAAUGGCACAAAAGCAAUGCCAUUAGAUGUAAAUAAUAAAUUAAGUCUUUGUAAAGAAGCCAUGGAUGGUAUCCGCAUUUACUUUGACUUUACUUUGCCUCAUAUUCUUUUGUACAGACAAGAAAAGAAGCAACACUAUACAACAGCAACAACCUGUUCCCCAAUGACAUCAAUGUUCAAAUGGGAGCCUCGUGAAAAUAUGGAAAAUGUUGUUGUAAAGGUUGAAAAGUUAGAAAAUGAAGUAAAUAAAGACAAUUUUAAAAAUAUUAGUAACACCCCUGUUAUCAAAGCAGAACUUGAACAUGUUUUAGCAAGCUCUAGAAGCAGAAAAAGCCUUCGAAGUCAGUCCACUAAGACUGAAUCUCCGAGUAAAAAGGAGAGUUCCACAAAUGGUGACAUGAACAAGAAAUCUGAAAGUUUAGAAAAAUCUCAUAAAGCUAAAAAAACACCUAAAAGAAAACAGAAAAAAGCAAAUAUUACUCCUACAAGAAUCUUAAGGUCAACAGAAAAACAAAAACUUCAACCGCCCAAAGAAGAACCUCCACCAAAGAGCCCUGUCGGCACACCUCCACCCGACAUCAAGCGCCUCAGAUCUGCAAGCCCCAAUCCUACUACUACAGUCGAAACACCAACCCAACCUCGAAUAACACGGAAGUGUAGGCAACAAAGUAUGUCUCCACCACCCUUGCCUAGCCCAAGUCACCAUGCCCAUUCAUCCCAUACUGUAGAAGAAAAACCAGUGCCUACAGCUUCUACUUCAAAUAUACAAUCUAGCAAAGUGUUACAGACUUUUCCUCUUGUACCUAAUUGCAUCAGUUCAUCCAAUUCAUCGAGUCAUUCCGCAUUUUCAGACCGAAACAUGUCUCAUCAGUUUCAUCUUAAAAAGAAUGAAGCACUCUUACAAGAGACUCUCACAUGGCGAUUAGUACCUCAGCAUUUGUAUGAAAGCAUUCCCGCUGCACCUUCUCUCAUUUAUGGUCCCCAACAUCUGCUCAGACUUUUUGUUAAACUGCCUGAAUUACUGUCUAAGAUGAAUGUGUCUAAAAAGAAGAUGAUUAUAUUAUUAGACAUCCUUGAAAGUUUUCUGUUGUUUCUGGUAGAAAAAAAGAAUGAACUGUUUUUGCCAUCUGCGUAUAUUGAUUCCUGUGAUGAAGAUCUUGAUAAAAGUGCUUAGUCUAAACUAUGGCAUCAAAAACAUUUGUUUAUAUGUCAUGUAUGUAAUUAAUCAGUUAUGUGAUAUAUUUUGUUUCUAUUCAAUUUUCACUUUUAACUCAUCUUAAAAACAUCCACCAUAAAUCCAUGUUUAAAUUCUGUCUUAAAUUUUGUAAAUUAAUAUUAAGCUAAUAAAUUGUAAAAAAAAAAAAAUUAAAAAAAAUACUUGUUGAAUAAAUAGAUAUACAAUCAUAUAAAAGCUUCCAUGUUAUUAAACCGUUAAUUUUCUCAUAAUUUUGAAAAAACGGACGUAAAUAAUAACUAUUUUUUUAUUCAAGAAAAUUGUACUAAGUGUGUGUACAAUUUAUGUAUUCAUUUUUAAUUUUUGGGUUAAUUUUAAACUUCCAAGUUUGAUGAUUGCUUAAAAUAAACUAACUUUCAUAUCUAAAUACAUUACAAAUAGUCUUUUACUGCCAUGUGGUAUAUAGAUUAGGAAAUAAACAUGACUCCAGGAGUAAGAAACAGAUUGUUUUAAUCUUUUUUGGCUCCUCACCUUUGAACAUUUCAGCUCAGAAAUAUCACAGGCACAAGAAAUAUAAGGCAAAGCUUCAACUGGUCUUUCUGAUGGGAACAAGCUGCUUGAUGUAUACAUUAACAUAACGCAUUUGUGAUACAAUUUAUUUUGUUUAAUGUAAGCAUUAAGUUAAACGUGUUUCUGAUUAAUAUCCAUUUUUUAAAAUUCAUUCUAAAAAGAUUCAUUCUUAAAGUCUACCUCCAACCUGUAAUUAUAAAUUCCUAUCUAAAAAUCUUAAAUUUUAAUGAACAUAAUAUUUGUAACUCUUUAUUUAUUUAUUUUUUUAUUAAAAAUAAUUCAUUACAUUUUGGCAAAUACUUUUAUGAUAAACAUUUUCAUGCAUUUUAAUAUAAAAUUUCUAUAUCACAUUUUAUUUAAUAUUAACAUAAAUUGCUUUUACUCAAGUUUGCAUACAAUUUUCUCUUCUAUACACCACUUUUCAACUGAAUAACAAGAGAAAAAUAAACUUUUCUUUUCAUCAGGAAAAACAUCAGCCGUUGCAAGCACUCAGUUGCGUAACUUAUUAAUCAUUAAAACAUGAUUUCUUAGAAAUGUAGUACAUCUUCACAGACUUGUAUGAUUUGAUCAAUUAUUAAAAAAAUUAUAAUUGCAAAUAUGUUAGAUUCUCAUACAUCAAAAAGUUUAUCAAAGAUCUUUUGUAGGCAAAUCUGAAAGAGAAAAAAAAAUUA
This is a messenger RNA of Parasteatoda tepidariorum (common house spider), 3187 nucleotides long. RefSeq names its product male-specific lethal 3. Lineage: Eukaryota; Metazoa; Arthropoda; Arachnida; Araneae; Theridiidae. Gene Ontology annotation, cellular component: MSL complex; NuA4 histone acetyltransferase complex; nucleus. Gene Ontology annotation, biological process: chromatin organization; regulation of DNA-templated transcription. The record is from RefSeq and is a predicted model, not a curated record.